AAAUUUUUCGAUUUUAUUUUAUUUUCAUUUAUUUUUUCCAAAUUUCGCAUUCCGAUCUACGUCGUUUUCCCAAAAGAAAUGCUCAUCACAGAAGAAUUUCACAAAAUUGCCCUGGAAAAACAUCGACGCCGUUUGCGUGAGGCCAAAGCCAUUGUGGACCACAAACCACCCAUUCUGCAUGUUGGCAACUUUUCCAGAUUUUCCAAACUCAAGGACGAUGUUAUGACAUUUGUGGAGCGGAAUAAAACCAAUGCCGAGCUAUUGGUCCACCUGAAUGAGAUUUUUCGUACGAGAGGGGCCACCGAUUCAUUUCGCACCACGGAAACGGCUUUGGCGGCCAGCAAUCUGCCCAUAAGACUGAGGGAGCUGCAUAAAAUUGAAAUGGAAAACAUGGAAAUGGGCAAGAGGAUUCUAUGUACGCAGGGGGAGUUGGACACGUGGCAGGAUCCUACGAAGUUAAGGAAGCCAAAGAAAAGGAGGCCCGCGAAAUUUCUUGUGCCCCAUGGGAUUCUGAAGAAAUAUUCCCAGCUAAAAUUACCAGAGGACCAUAAGAAACUGAAACUGGUCCUAAGACCCAUGGUGUGGUUGGAACUGGAAGUGAAGAACAUACGACCACUUGGACGCAUUGCCGUGCAGUUGUACACCGAAGCUGCUCCUGGGGUGGUUUUGGAAUUUAUAAAACUCUGCCGCGAGGAGAAAAAUCAAAAAUUGGAAUUUGUGCGCCUUUUCCCCAGCCUGUGGUUGGAGGGUACUUUAAGGCUGUCAGAUAAGUCAUUGGUCUCGAAGCCUCUGGAAUAUGACAAAAGGGCCCUGGAUCAUGGGAAAUAUGCUGGGAUCCUUUCGCUUUCGUUGGAUCAUUUGAAAUAUCACAAGAAGGGUUUGUUCUAUUUUGCCAUUAGCUUUAAGCCAUUGGGAGUGCUAAAUGGCAAACGUGUUGGAUUUGGCCGUGUCGUGGAGGGUCUGAAGUCAUUGAAGUCCAUCGAGGUCUAUGGUACGAAAAAUGGCAAACUUACCAAGGAAAUUGUGGUCUCCAAGUGUGUGGUUGAUGUUAAAUAAAAGAGGUUGGUGAAGAAAGCAAUGUCUUUGCAUCAAUCAAAUCUCGAAGAGUA
Molecule: messenger RNA, 1109 nt
Organism: Musca domestica (house fly)
Lineage: Eukaryota; Metazoa; Arthropoda; Insecta; Diptera; Muscidae
Exons: 1
Coding region: 79-1056 (325 amino acids)
Biological process (GO): protein peptidyl-prolyl isomerization
Molecular function (GO): peptidyl-prolyl cis-trans isomerase activity
Source: RefSeq, a predicted model, not a curated record